GUGGCUCUGACAGUCUGAAAGUGGCGAUGGCUGUGUUUGAGUUCCUCCUCCUCUUCUGCUUCUCUCCGGUUCUCACAUCGAAGAGGACGUUGUGUCCUGCACCUUCCAGCAACACUUGCCGAAACCUGCCGUAUGUCCUUUCGUGCCGACAGGUGAGGGAAUGCAAGCCGGUGAUCUGCGGCGAGGAUCAAAGCUGGACAAAGUCUGACCCGCGUUGCAAGAGUGAAAUGUUGUUACAAAGGGAGCGGUUGCUGGAAGACCCUGCUCUUGCGAGUCGCCUGAGAGAAUUAGGCACCAGACCCUGUGAGGAAUUGACUGGCCCCCAACGACAAAUGUGUCUGAACAGGCAUCAGUUUGAGAUCCCGCUUGUGCUUCGUGCGUUUCAGAAUGGUGGGGAUCCCGUGAAACUGUGCACGCCUUGUGGCUUCUACACUGUGUUGGAAGAGGAGUCUCUGGCUAAUGAAACGUCUCUGGUUUACACUGGAAUUGACCAAAACUUUAUGGGAGCGUUUCCCAGAAGCGGGUUUCGAUGCAAAAUCUGCAAUUAUGUGGUGAGGAAACUGAGAAAGUAUUUGGCAAGAAACAGAGGCCGGCUCUUCAGGAGAGCAUGUCGCUUCCUGCUGGGAAGCUGGAAGAGGAUGUGCAUUGACUUUAUGGGCAGAGUCGGGGAAUUGACGACCAGGCUGCUGCUGGAUGAAGAGCCGAUGGGUGGUAUUUGCAGCCACUGGGCCAUCUGCCCCCGCAGGCUGGAGACGCGAGAUGUGGCGCAGCCGACGAUGACCUGUGAGCUGUGUGAGGAAAUCUCCCUCAAUCUCCAGUCGUUUUGGAGGGAAGGUGUGGAAAUGGGAACGCUGCAGCAGGAAGUCUGCAGAUUGUACGCCCACGAAUCCAGUUUGUUGUGCAUGGAUUUUAUUCAAUCCCACAAGGAGGAGAUCACCGAAGCUGUAGAGGAUCCCAGCUUUCACAAUCUGUGCUUGCAACUGCGGGUCUGCACUGAGAAACAGCAGUUGUUUGACGUUGGAAGAGAUAAAUGUACCCGGGGACCGUGGUACUGGUGUUCAUCCAAGGAGCAUGCCUCCCUGUGUCGCAAAAAUUACUUUUGUGACUGGUACGGCUGGAGCUAACAGCAUCGUGUGAACAUGGAAUCGCAUUUCUCCCAGAAUGUAUCGCAAAGAAAUUCAACCAAAAUAAAAAC
This is a messenger RNA of Stegostoma tigrinum, 1195 nucleotides long. RefSeq names its product prosaposin-like. Gene Ontology annotation, biological process: sphingolipid metabolic process. Bases 27 to 1124 code for a protein of 365 amino acids. Gene Ontology annotation, cellular component: lysosome. The transcript is spliced from 11 exons. NCBI's taxonomy places the organism in Eukaryota, Metazoa, Chordata, Chondrichthyes, Orectolobiformes, Stegostomatidae. The record is from RefSeq and is a predicted model, not a curated record.